CUGUGUUUUGGAAUGUAGUGUUUUUACUGCGGAGGCGAUUUUUUCCAGCGUUUUCCUCGUCAAAUGAGCGGAAAUCAAGUGUAUUGUCGUCUUUGCUUGCGCUCGGAUGGAUUCCUCGUGUCCAUUUUCGAGGACAAGAGCGAAAGGAUCGAGCAACUUAUCGAGGAAGUUACGACGGUCGUGAUCAGGGAGGAUGAAGCUGACUUCCCGCCCACGAUUUGUACUGGAUGCUUGCGCUACGUUGAGUCAAUCAAGACGUUCAAGAGUCAGUGCGUGAAGAAUGACGAACUCAUCCGGAAGGGAAUGUUUGGUCAGGCGGUGAAGGCGGAAUUCGAUGAGUAUCACGAUGUGGCUGCUGAUGUGACGUUCUCAAGCAGUUCGCCAGCAGCCGAAGAGUGUGCUGGACUGGAGGAGGAUGUGAAGGAGGAGCAGGCGGAGUCGGCCGAGAGUGUUGAAGAGGAGGAAGAGGACUUUGUGGACGAAGACUUUCCUGAGGAGACGUACGAGGUGAAGCCCAAGAAGAAGCGGAAACCGUACAAGAAGCGCGCCAAGAAGGUGAAGCACGAGGCGGAGGCGAACAGCGGGGAGCUGAAGGCGAAGAAGAAGCAGCAGAACAGGACGCUGAAAGUGUGCUACAUCUGCGGCAAGACCACCACGAACCAGACACUGCAUCUUAUCCGGCACUCCGAUCUCACGCCCUACAAGUGCGACUACCCGGAGUGCACCAAGGCGUACAAGACGUACCUGGGGCUGCGCUAUCACAAGUACACUCACACGGACUACCGGCCGCACGUGUGCGAGAUCUGCGGACGCGGCUUCGCGCGGCGGAGCAAGAUGGUCGUGCACAUGCUGGUGCACACGAACGAGCGCAACUUCCCGUGCGAGCUGUGCGGCAAGGCGUUCAAGCAGAGGUACAACUUGAUCGCCCACCGACGCACGCACACGGACGACCGCAAGGAGAAGUGCCUGGAGUGUGGCAAGUGCUUCCUCACGCGCCACGAGCUGGGCAAGCACGCGCGCAUCCACCGGAACGACGAGCACCCGUACAAGUGCUCCAUCUGCACGUACAGCACGCUGUACAAGGCCAGCCUCAACAGUCACAUGAACAAAGUGCAUGGGCUGAAUCACUAAGGGCGUGACCCACUCGACGCCCGCGGACAAUGGGAGAAAAUGAGAGUGUUGCGUGUCGGAUGCACGCUCACCAGCCAGGCUGAUGACCUCGCGAUGCCCAGUGAGCCUGUGUGGCUCUUUUGUCCCCGGCCAGGAGAGAAUCCGCCGCUCCGCUGGACACACAGAUUUCCCAUUCGGCCUUUUGUCUGCAGCUCAACAAUGAGAGCAGUCAGUUCUGGCCCAGCUCUCGAUCCGUGCGCAACACUUCCACGUCUCGUCAUGGUUCUUGUGCAAUCCUCCAAUCUCUAGUAUCUGUGCUAACUCUAGAAAGUCUAUCUGUGUCCUCUGUUCGUGCUGUCCGUGGCUGAGACACUGUCCUAGAGAUGAAAAUGAUCAAAAUCAUAGGUAAAAUACAUCUUAUUUUAAUUCUAAGUGAUAACACAUUGAAUUUAUACAUGCAAUAAAGCCCAAUGUACAUUUCCCGCCAAAA
This is a messenger RNA of Phlebotomus argentipes, 1600 nucleotides long. Its product is annotated as zinc finger protein 3 homolog. The coding region runs from base 64 to 1131 and encodes 355 amino acids. Gene Ontology annotation, biological process: regulation of transcription by RNA polymerase II. Gene Ontology annotation, molecular function: zinc ion binding; DNA-binding transcription factor activity, RNA polymerase II-specific; RNA polymerase II cis-regulatory region sequence-specific DNA binding. Lineage: Eukaryota; Metazoa; Arthropoda; Insecta; Diptera; Psychodidae. The transcript has 2 exons. Gene Ontology annotation, cellular component: nucleus. The record is from RefSeq and is a predicted model, not a curated record.